Molecule: messenger RNA, 6094 nt
Organism: Corythoichthys intestinalis (scribbled pipefish)
Lineage: Eukaryota; Metazoa; Chordata; Actinopteri; Syngnathiformes; Syngnathidae
Gene: pcdh19
Product: protocadherin 19
Exons: 5
Coding region: 789-4106 (1105 amino acids)
Biological process (GO): homophilic cell-cell adhesion
Cellular component (GO): plasma membrane
Molecular function (GO): calcium ion binding
Source: RefSeq, a predicted model, not a curated record
UGAAACUAGUGCGCGUCUGCCAGUGUGUGUCAGUGGAGCGAGAGGAGCGCAUGUCCGAGUCGGAGUUCUUAUAUUUGGAAUGAUAGGAACUGCUGAGUCCUCCAGUGUGCAUUCGCUUCAAAAUUUUAGGCACGAUACGUGUGUAUGCAUUUUUUUCACGGAUUUAUUUAAUAACGUUGAUAUUUGGAGCUUUUUUGUCUUUUUUUUUAACCCAGUGCUUUGCGGUAACAUCCACAAGACUUGAGGAGGGGAUGUAAGAAGAAAAAUGUGCUGGAAUUAAAACAGAUCUUGGACUUAAUUGAAGUGAUGAGACAUUCCGGCAGUAAGCGACGAAAAUCGGACUUGAUCUGUUGAUUUAUUCAUUUAGUUAUUUGAGCAAGGACUUCGAAUUGAAAUAGAAUAUAUGCAUAAAUCACGGGGAGACUUUUGAACCUCACCACUUGGGAGAUUUGUAUACACAUUAUUUUGGGCGACUUGCCACUCAGUGGAUUUCCCCCCCCCACCACCACCUUCAUUUUGGAUCAGUGAUGCACUUUGCUCCUGUGAGGCAGUUUUGCUCGGUAAGGACAUGCACGGCAGCACUUGGAUAAAGACGUGCACGGUUCAAUCACUGCAGCCUGCCCGAACACUAAGCGCAGUGCAUAGCCCCGCCGUCACCCCUCGCUGCACUGCACCGGAGGAAGGACAACUCCGAUAGAUGUUUUGAUGUGCACGCACACACACGCACCCAAAAAAAUAACAACACUUUUACGGGACAUGUUUGUGGAGGCGCGUGAGCGCGCGUGUUAAUGAAGUUAUUUUAUCAAGGCGAACUCAACAGGUACGGAAAGAUGGAAUUAAUACAUUUACUUGUGCUCCUGCUCUUGUUCUGGGUCGGUGCCGAUGCUGUCAUAAACCUCAAAUAUGGAAUAAACGAGGAGAUGAAGCCCGGCUCUGUGAUUGGGAACGUGACAAAGGACGCGCUCAAACAAGGAUUCCAAAUCGCACCGCAGCCGCCUUUCUUGCGGGUCAUCUCCAAUUCAGAGCCGCGCUGGGUGGAACUCAGCCCGGCCGGCAUUCUUACCACGCAAAUGAAGAUCGACCGGGAUGUAGUGUGCCGCCAGAACCCCAAGUGCAUUAUUUCUUUGGAGGUGAUGUCCAACUCAAUGGAGAUCUGCGUCAUUAAAGUUGAAAUCGAGGAUUUGAAUGACAACGCGCCCAAGUUCCCAACAAGCCACAUUGACAUCGAGAUCUCGGAAAACGCGUCCCCCGGGACCAGAUUUCCCCUGGAGGGGGCAAGCGAUCCGGACUCGGGCGUGUACGGCGUGCAGUCAUACUCCAUCACCCCAAACGAGCUUUUCGGACUGGAGAUUAAAACGCGAGGGGACGGCUCUAAAAUUGCAGAGCUUGUCGUGCAAAAAUCAUUAGACCGAGAGACCCAGUCCCAUUAUACGUAUGAGAUCAGCGCGGAGGAUGGAGGGGAGCCACCAAAAAUAGGUGCGGUCCAAUUAAACAUCAAAGUCAUUGAUUCCAAUGACAACAACCCUGUGUUUGACGAGCCAGUGUAUACUGUUAAUGUCAUGGAGAACUCACCAAUCAACACUCUAGUAAUAGAUUUAAAUGCAACAGAUCCCGAUGAGGGCACCAACGGAGAGGUGGUGUACUCGUUCAACAGUUACGUCACCGAGAAGACGAGGGACGCGUUCAAAAUUGAUCCUCGGACAGGUAUCAUAACUGUCAACGGCAUUCUGGAUUAUGAGAGCACCCAGAUUUAUGAGAUUGAUGUACAGGCCAAAGAUUUGGGACCCAACUCCAUACCUGCGCACUGCAAAGUAACAGUGAAUGUGAUGGACACCAACGACAACCCGCCUGUCAUCAGCCUGCUCUCCCUUAACACAGAGAUGGUGGAGGUGAGCGAGAACGCGCAGCGCGGGUACGUUAUUGCCCUGGUGCGUGUUUCUGACAAAGAUGCUGGGGCCAAUGGCAAGGUGCAGUGCCGACUCCAGGGUAACGUCCCCUUUCGGCUACAAGAGUACGAGAGCUUCUCCACCAUCCUGGUGGAUGGUCGGCUUGACCGUGAGCAAAAAGACACUUACAACCUGACAAUCCAGGCAGAGGACAGCGGCAUUCCACCCCUGCGUGCCACCAAAUCGCUGGUGGUCAAAGUGGCGGACGAGAAUGACAACCCACCGCAUUUUCUCAAGCCACACUAUCAGGAGAUGGUGAUGGAGAACAACCUACCCGGCUCGUGCCUGCUGGCGGUCUCAGCAGAAGACCCCGACCUGGGCAUGAACGGAACGGUGUCAUAUUCCAUAGUCCCUGGUGAGAUUAAGCAUAUGGACGUUAACACUUAUGUGAGCAUAAACCCAUCAGGCCGCAUUUAUUCCAUGAGGUCCUUUGACCACGAAUACACAAGGACUUUUGACUUUAAAGUUCUGGCCCGAGACAAUGGCAAUCCAUCUUUGUCAAGCAAUGCCACUGUGAGAAUUGUGGUGUUGGAUGUCAAUGACAACACGCCCGUCAUGACCAACCCGCCUUUGGUGAAUGGCACUGCUGCGGUGUCAAUCCCCAGGAACGCCGGCGCAGGCUACAUGGUGACCCAGGUGAAGGCGGACGACUAUGAUGAAGGCGAGAAUGGACGGCUCACUUACACCAUCUCUGAAGGAGACCGGGCCUUCUUUGAGAUUGACCAAGUCAACGGAGAAGUGCACUCCACCCGCAUGUUCAGCGAGAAUGCUAAAUCCACCUAUGAGAUAACAGUGGUGGCCCGAGAUCAUGGCAAGCCUUCCCUGUCUGCCUCAGCCUACAUCGAGGUGUACCUGUCGCCGGACCUGAAUGCCCAGGAAUCCAUUGGACCCGUCAACCUAUCCCUCAUCUUCAUCAUUGCCCUGGGCUCAAUUGCCGCCAUCCUUUUUGUCACCAUGAUUUUCGUGGCGGUUAAGUGCAAGAGGGACAACAAGGAAAUCCGGACCUACAACUGCAGUUUCUUCUACUUGCGCAGGGUGGCUGAGUACUCCUAUGGCAAUCAGAAGAAGUCAAGCAAGAAGAAGAAGCUGAACAAGAACGACAUCCGCCUGGUCCCGCGCGAUGUCGAAGAGACGGACAAGAUGAACGUGGUGAGUUGCUCAUCACUCACCUCCUCACUCAACUACUUUGACUACCACCAGCAGAGCCUGCCGCUGGGCUGCAGGCGCUCUGAGAGCACCUUCCUCAACGUGGAAAACCAGAACUCACGCAAUGCCGCACCCAACCACGGCUAUCAGCAACCGUUCACCGGGCAGGGCCACCAGCAGCCAGACCUCAUCAUCAACGGCAUGCCACUGCCAGAGACGGAGAAUUAUUCAAUUGACUCCAGUUACGUGAACAGCAGAGCUCACCUCAUUAAAAGUUCGUCGACAUUCAAGGACCUGGAGGGGAAUAGUUUAAAGGACAGCGGCCACGAGGAGAGUGACCAGACUGACAGCGAACACGAUGUCCAGCGAGGACACUAUGUUGACACAGCUGUCAAUGACAUGCUCAACAUGACCGUGCCUCCUAAUGUUUGCCAGCAUCCAGAUCAAGCUGGAGAUCCCGCCGAAGGCUUCCACUGUCAAGAGGAGUGCCGAAUCCUAGGACACUCUGACCGCUGUUGGAUGCCUCGGGUCCCCCUAGCGGCACGCGUCAAGUCACCCGAGCACCCCCGCAAUGUCAUCGCUUUGUCAAUCGAAGCCACCACGGUGGAUGUACCCCACUAUGAGGAUGGUACUACUAAGAGGACUUUUGCCACCUUCGGUAAGGACGGGCCCGAGGACGUGGAGCGAGGCGACUUGAAGGGGAAGCGGACUCACGAGUCUCAGGUGUGCAGCCCUAAGGCCAAUGGCGGAGCCGUGCGUGAAGCCGGCAAUGGGCGAGAGGCAGGCAGUCCAAUUACUUCCCCGGUGCACCUGAAAAGCCCCAUGUCUAAGCCCUUGUCCAACUACAACACACUGAAAUGUCGCGACGCAGAGCGCAUCGCCAACCACAGUCUGCUCCGGCAACCAGAGGGCAAAGACAGUGAGCCGUCGGUGCGGGAGUUUAACACGCUUCUUCACGACGGCCGUGAUAAGGAGUCCCCCAGCAGCAAGCGCUUGAAGGACAUUGUGCUUUAGCGAGUUUCUCUGCCAAACACUUACAGCUCAUGCAGCGCAAAACUCACGUAACACAUAUAAGUAUAUAUAUCCUGCAAUAGCUGUGCGCACACACAAGAAGAGUCCGGCCAUGGGACUAGACCAGGCACACCACUUUGCAGUAUACAAUAUUUAAGUGUGUGCUGCAGCUAGUUGUGUGCUGAUGCCAAGGUAAUGGGUGUGGCAUUGUUGUAGUUGCGGUAAUUUCUUCGUUUGCUUUCCUGUUUUUCUUACAUUUUUCGCCCCCUCUGAGCAGUGAGCGGACAGGCAGGUUACUGUUGACUGCAUAGACAUGGCUAGAAGAGCGCUCCAGCUCUCACGCCAAAGCGGGACACGUUGGACAUCCGAGGUGCCGACACCCGAGUACAGUUAUGCCUUUUUGACAACUUUUUGUAUCACAAUUCAAUAUUUGCCUUCUUUGGUUUUCGCAGUUUGUAUCGAGCUGUGAAAAUCUGCUCUUUAUUCCUUUGUAUAGUGAAAUCUGUGUAAUAAAAAAAUAAACAGGAUUCAUCUUAUAAUAUACUCGUGAUUUCGGGGAGACAUAAAAUGGUGAUUUAUCUGCUUGGUUUUCACCUAACCCCACCAAUACGAGAAAAGCUUUCUCUGCGAGGACAUGCCGGCGACACCAGACUGAGCUCUUUUCGGUAUUUAUACUCUGUCACAGAUGGAGCGAAAUGAACUGUCUGCCCGAGCCUCUCCCAAAAAAAUAAAAAUAAACAUGGAAGUAGGACAGAGAGAGCCAUGUGUUCACAACCAGUUGUACAACAUUGUAUCUGCGACGCCCAAACUUGAUUGUAGCCAGUGGAGCACAUGUUAGGACCCUGUGCUCUGUGGUGUCUUGUACCUUUUUUUCUGACUAUUGAUUAUGGGGCUAGGAUAGAAGGGAUCGUCACUCUUGUCUUGCUAUGUGAAACUCUGUAUAGGGUUUACUAUUAUCAUUUUUAUUAACCUGUUGUUAUGUGACAAUCCCUUUAAAGUUUGGUUUCAACAGAUUAAAAAAAAAUACAAAUAAACAUAAACAUUGAUGUGCAACUGAAGCUACAGUAGCGUUUGUAACACAAACUCAAAAUGGAAAAAAAAUAUAUGCCAAAAUAUAUUUUAUAGAUAAUUUAAAAAUGUAUAAUGAGAAUAUUUAAUGCUGUGUCGUUAUUCUAUGAGUAAGUUAUACUUGAAAUUAACUUGCUUUUGCUCAUUAUUUUGUCUUUUGCUUUUAUAUUGAACCUGUUUUUUUUUUUUUUUUUGUUUGUUUGUAUUUUUCAAAAAUGAACUUGGAUUAUUAUUUUUCUUCGGCUGUGUUACCCCUGGCAACUGUUGACUUGCAGUCUACCUUGUUGUAAAGUUUCUUAUUGGUCAGUUCUUGUGCCAUCAAGUUUCUGUGUGGGCUACAACAAAAUGAAUUAAAAAAAAAAAAAAAAAAAAAAAAAAAACAUAAAAAAAGGAAAAAAAAAACUCAAAAAUUCCCAAAAUAAGUGAUUUCAGCACCAACAUUAUUGUGUUCGUUCAAUGAGCAUUAGAGUGAGAUGGAAAAAGAAACCAAAAAACACUGAUGCAAACAUAAGAUGCAUAAAUUGCAUAAUCUUAAAAGCAAGCUGAUGAAUUGGGUUCCACCAGGUGUCCGACUGGACUCAAAAAUGUUUUAUAUUUUCAAAUCGGCCACUGAGAGUUUGUCACCCAACUGUUGAUCUGACAAGUUUUUAAUGAGCGUGGUAUAAACCUGGCCCUGAAAAGCAGCAGGCGAGAAGGAAUUGUGCCUGACAUGACAAAAAUCUGAGACAAUGUGGCUUUAUGUUGCUUUGCAGCAAACCAUGUAUAAUGUGGAUUAUGUGAAUGAAAGUGGACAGACUUCUUACAAAAAAAUCUAGAUCUUGUAACUGAAUGUUUUGCUAGUCUCACCCUUGGCUUCUGGCAAAAUAAACAUCGGAAUAAUCACUGAAUGUAUACAGCAGCUUAUAAUUAAACUAUUAAAUGUG